AUGGCAGAAAGUGUGAAAAAGAAUCGUGUAUCAGAAGAUGUGUUGAUAGAUAUUCUCACAGCAUUACCUAUCAAAUCCUUAUUAAGAUUCAGAUCUUUAUCAAAAUCAUGGAACUCCCACAUCAGUGACAAAGACUUCAUCAGUGCCUAUUUGGCCCAACCCAAACCAUCGCUUCUCCUUCGUCGAUGGCAAAAUCGUCAAGAAUCCUACUCUCUGCAUCUCGAUAAUGAAUCUUUAGAUAGGAGCUUACAGUUCCAGAACUUGCCCUUUCGGAGUGGAGCUGAUUGUUUUGAUAUAAUAGGUUAUUGCAAUGGAGUUUUAUGCGGUCCACACAGUGCUACUUGGGGUUUUGGCUUUGAUUUACCAAGUAAUGACUAUAGGGUUGUUAGAGUUGCGAGACAAGUUUCAUCUAAACGUGAAUUCCCUAUGGAGUUUCAGGUUGCUUUUAAUGGCAUCCUUCACUGGCUUGUAUAUCGUGAGGAGAAUGACAACCGCCGGAGUUUUGUUCUUUCUUUUGAUUUAAGUAAUGAUAAGUUUGGGGAGAUAAUGUUGCGGAUGGCCACUCAGUGGAUGGUGAUUUCAGAGUUUGACGACUCCCUUGCGGCGCUUUUCUGUAGGUGCGCUGCCAAGUAUGUUGACGUAUGGUUUAUGAGAGAAUAUGGAGUGAGGAAUUCAUGGAACAGACUAUACACGGUUCAAGUAGAUGGAUUCACGAGGUCAAUUGUUUUCAGGAAGAAUGGUGAAAUAUUAAUGAGAAAACAUGGAUCGUUUGAGGUAGUUUCAUGUGAUCCACAGACUCCAGCAAGUCGUAAUUUUAGGGCUACAACAAUGCGACUAUGUAGAAUAUUUUGUUCAGAGUCUAAGUUUACUUAA
Populus nigra (black poplar) is the source of this 873-nucleotide messenger RNA. Its product is annotated as F-box protein CPR1-like. Gene Ontology annotation, molecular function: protein binding. NCBI's taxonomy places the organism in Eukaryota, Viridiplantae, Streptophyta, Magnoliopsida, Malpighiales, Salicaceae. Bases 1 to 873 code for a protein of 290 amino acids. The transcript is spliced from 3 exons. The record is from RefSeq and is a predicted model, not a curated record.